CUCUCCUCCGUGUUUCACUCACUCCAUCAAUUUCCUCCCACAUCCCAGUCCCUCCCUCAUCCGAUAGUCUCACAGACACAGCUCAAAACACCAACAAGAAAGCGCUUUUUCCAACCGCCAGUCCAACUGUCACACCGCCACAGACAUUCCACAUUGCCGCUUCCCCGAAAAGCCAAAAGCACCUCCCAAAAUGAACAGACUAUCCUCGUCGUCCGAGGACGACGAUGAUCGCCAAAACCUAAUUGACCAAAACGACAGAAAGCUCCCCACGCCUCGAUCCACCGCCGCCGCCGCUUUCCACAUCGCCGACGACUACGACGACAUCGACAGCAACAGCAACAAUCGCAGCUACAACCACCACCAAUUACGACGCCGCUUCUCGUCCCUCAAGCUCGGCGACCUCUUCAACAAGCGAUCCUUCGUCGUCCUCGCCAUCUUCGUCCCUACCUUCGUCAUCAUCCUCUUCUUCGUUACCGACAUAAAAGCCCUCCUCUUCACCGCCGGAAACUUCUCCUCCUCCCCCUAUGACUCCGCCUCCGGUAAGCUCCGGGAGUCCGAGCUCCGCGCCCUCUACUUGCUUAAGCAGCAGCAGGUAAGCCUCUUCAAUCUCUGGAAUCAAACACUCCCCAAUCCCACUAAUUCUACUAAUUCCACUUCCAAUCACUCCGAUUCCGCCCAAAUCCCGCUCCUUGACGAUCUCAAAUCCGCCGUCCUCCGUCAGAUUUCAAUCAACAGAGACAUCCAGCAAGUCCUCCUAUCUGCCCACCGCACCGGAAACUCCACGGAGCCGGAUUUCCGGGAUUUCGGAGAUUUUGAAAACCCGACUCUCGGCGAUCGCUGUCGAGCUGUGGACCAACAAUUCUCCCAGAGAAGAACAAUUGAAUGGAAACCCAAUUCCAACAAGUAUCUUUUCGCCAUUUGCGUUUCCGGUCAAAUGUCGAACCAUUUGAUCUGCUUGGAGAAGCACAUGUUCUUCGCCGCAUUGCUGAACCGGGUCCUGGUGAUUCCCAGCCACAAAGUGGAUUACCAGUUCAGCAGGGUGCUGGACAUUGAGCACAUUAACAAAUGCUUGGGCAGAACGGUUGUGGUUACAUUUGAAGAAUUCGCUGAGAAGAAGAAGAAUCACAUCCAUAUUGAUAAGUUUAUCUGCUAUUUUGCGCAUCCGAAGCCUUGCUAUGUUGACAAUGAGCAUGUGAAGAAGCUGAAGGGAGCUGGGGUCUCGAUGAAUAAGCUCGAGUCGGCUUGGGCUGAAGACGUGAAGAAGCCAACCAAGAGGACUGUGCAAGAUGUUCAGUCGAAAUUUUCGAGCAAUGAUGAUGUUAUUGCAAUUGGGGAUGUUUUCUUUGCUGAUUUGGAGCAGGAGUGGGUGAUGCAGCCCGGAGGUCCUCUUGCUCACAAAUGCAAGACUCUGAUCGAACCGAGUAGGCUAAUAAUGCUUACUGCCCAGCGUUUUAUUCAGACAUUCCUUGGGAAGAACUUUGUAGCGCUUCAUUUUCGGCGACAUGGGUUUUUGAAGUUCUGCAAUAAUAAACAGCCAAGUUGCUUUUACCCCAUUCCCCAAGCUGCGGAUUGCAUCACUCGGGUGGCACAAAGGGCAAAUCCAGCAGUCAUAUAUCUUUCGACAGACGCGGCUGAAAGUGAAACUGGUUUGUUGCAGUCACUAGUUGUGGUGAAUGGAAAGACUGUACCACUUGUUAAACGGCCUGCACGAAAUUCAGCUGAAAAAUGGGAUGCUUUAUUAUACAGACACGGUAUCGAGGGGGAUGCUCAGGUAGAAGCUAUGCUGGAUAAGACGAUAUGUGCAAUGUCAAGUGUUUUCAUUGGAGCAUCUGGAUCCACCUUCACGGAGGAUAUCUUGAGGCUCCGGAAGGAUUGGGGAUCAGCAUCAUUGUGUGAUGAAUACCUCUGCCAAGGUGAAGAUCCGAACUUUAUAGCAGAGAACGAAUGAAGAAAUAGUAUAUUCAUUGUUUGAUGAUUGUUGUUAUUCUUUGUGGUUAAACCUGCGUACGUCGUAUGCUUUCUGAUUAGUUGUAGGUUUACCCUGAAAUUAAUUGACAUGUAUAUUAGUGUAUGAUAUCGGCAUCUGCAUUUAGAAAAUGAGAUUUGUUUUGCCUACCUCA
This is a messenger RNA of Pyrus x bretschneideri (Chinese white pear), 2120 nucleotides long. Its product is annotated as O-fucosyltransferase 36-like. Lineage: Eukaryota; Viridiplantae; Streptophyta; Magnoliopsida; Rosales; Rosaceae. The transcript is spliced from 3 exons. Gene Ontology annotation, biological process: protein O-linked glycosylation via fucose. Gene Ontology annotation, molecular function: peptide-O-fucosyltransferase activity. The coding region runs from base 191 to 1948 and encodes 585 amino acids. The record is from RefSeq and is a predicted model, not a curated record.